GUGCUGGCAUGGACUCUCCCUAUAUUUGCCAUUGCAAUCACGAUCUUCCGGCUCGGCAUUCGAGUCCGCAAGCGGCAGCUCUGGUGGGAUGACUUCUGGGCGCUCAUGGCAGCGAUAUGCCUCACGAUCUUCGUCGCCGCUAUGGAACUACACUUCACGGACGAAGGUGAGUCUCCUUCCGAACUAUCGAUAUUACUCACCACCAUGCGGCUGUGUGCGCCCGGUCCAUUCAGGCGUUGGCUCUUUAGAGCGGCUUUGAGUUUCGCCGUCGCGUGGUUAAUCCUCUUUGCCCAAGUUUUCUGGGUGUGCGAAAGGCAACCUGGGUGGAAGGACACUCCCGCACCGCAGUGCAACCUUGGAAGAAAUGUCGCGAUAGCUCAGGUCAUAACGGACGUUGUCACCGACGCGAUCUUGGUGGCCGUGCCCCUCAAACUGGUCUGGAGGGUGAAGUUAACAAGACCGCAGAAGAUCCGGAUUAUUGCCAUAUUUUCCUCAACAUCAAUUGCGACGGCUGUGAGCUUGUAUCACUCCUAUGCUAUCCUCCGGUUCGGAGGGUUCCAAGAGGCGAGGGCCGCUGUCAUCCAAGACGGCGUGAGUUUGAUCGUGGCUGACCUUGGCGUUGUCGUCGCGUUCUUCAUGCGCAUAAGCUCUGUUGACGACUCUAACCAUUCCCGC
This is a messenger RNA of Gloeophyllum trabeum ATCC 11539, 675 nucleotides long. RefSeq lists its product as uncharacterized. The record is from RefSeq and is a predicted model, not a curated record. The transcript has 4 exons. NCBI's taxonomy places the organism in Eukaryota, Fungi, Basidiomycota, Agaricomycetes, Gloeophyllales, Gloeophyllaceae. The annotation marks the transcript as partial.